AUGUCAUGGACAGAGCCCUCCUUCCUCAUCACCUUCACCUCUCUCGACACCACCCUCCUACCUCUCAACAACGUCGACACCGUCUCGGUCGCUGACACCACCCUAACCCUACUCAAAAUCUACCCGACUCAGAACCCUGCCUACAGUCCUGUGGACAGCCGUUGUAUGUUCGACGACGAAAGCUGCUGGGACUCGCUGCUCGACGACCUGUACCCCGAAUACCCGAUCCCCGACUCGCCAGCACGCUGGAGAACACCGACGCCACCAACGGAGGAAGCCGAAGAAACCAACUUCGGAGAGAAAGAGCCCACCGAGCACGUCACCGAUCACACCUUCGGCGACUCAACUACCCCUGUUCCUGCCGUCCGCAUCACCGUCACCGAAGAUCGUCCCUACACGCGCCAGAUCAACAUCGGUGGUGCUGAGUUUGACCUCCGACUCCGACUCCGAGAAAUCGACGACGAGUACGAAGCACUCUACGGCGAACCCCCAAGCCGAGAAGAGUCCACCGUCCCCGAUUCCGAGGCCGUCCCGUCCCUUCCGAUACCGAUCUUCGCGAGCACCUUCCCCACCUACCACUCAACCCUCGCGGAACGCGCUCGCACCGACAUCGACGGAAUCAAUUAUUGUCACGGGUUACGGCACAUCCGAGCACCCCUAUACAAUUUCCGACCUGAGCACCGACAAUUCUUCUUCCUAUCGCACUACUUCGAGGACGGAGAAGUCGAGCCACGGUCGUGUGCCAUUCAACCCUGCCCCCAUCGUCGAUCGUCGGAACGAAGAAGUCUUCUCUACGCGCCUCCAGGAUCAUUCCUCUAUCCUCCUCGCUCCAUCACCCCGGACCCCGCUCCCAUCUAUCCAGAGCCUAACGAGGAACCCACACCUCGUUACGAACAACAGGAGUCCUGCCCAUCUCUCGAGGAGUUCGACAGAGCGCGAGACAACGACUGGUGCGGCCUCUUGGUCGAACAACGCGAGGAGAUCGACGAAACCUUCGACCGCAUCUGGAACGACGACGAAGCCCUCGACGCCUGGCUCGACGCCCCCCUACACCACUUCUAA
Molecule: messenger RNA, 1062 nt
Organism: Epithele typhae
Lineage: Eukaryota; Fungi; Basidiomycota; Agaricomycetes; Polyporales; Epitheliaceae
Exons: 5
Coding region: 1-1062 (353 amino acids)
Source: RefSeq, a predicted model, not a curated record